GCAGCGUAAACAAACUCAGCCGCCUAACCGGAACUGCACCCCGGCCGCAGCAGCAACUUCCGAGGUCAAAGGUGGCAGCUUCCGGCAGCGAGCCGCUUUCCCUCGCCACUUUCCCCUGUCACUUCAGAUUUUACAAAAUGCAGCCUUGUUCCUGUGACACUUUUGUGGCGUUGCCUCCAGCAACAGUUGGUAACAGGAUUAUUUUUGGAAAAAAUUCAGAUAGACUCUGUGAUGAAGUGCAAGAAGUAAUUUAUUUUCCUUCUGCAGUUCAUAACCUUGGAGAACAUCUUAAGUGUACUUAUAUAGAAAUUGAUCAAGUCCCUGAAACGUAUGCUGUUGUCCUUAGUCGCCCAGCUUGGUUGUGGGGGGCAGAAAUGGGGGCCAAUGAGCAUGGAGUUUGCAUUGGGAAUGAAGCUGUAUGGGGAAGAGAAGCAGUUUGUGAUGAAGAAGCACUACUGGGCAUGGACCUUGUCAGACUUGGCCUUGAGAGAGCUGAUACAGCUGAAAAAGCCCUCAAUGUCAUUGUUGACUUAUUAGAAAAAUAUGGCCAGGGUGGAAAUUGUACAGAGGGUACGAUGGAAUUCAGCUAUCACAACAGUUUCCUGAUAGCUGAUAGGACUGAAGCCUGGAUUCUGGAGACUGCAGGGAGGUACUGGGCAGCAGAAAAAGUGCAAGAAGGAGUUCGUAAUAUUUCUAAUCAACUUUCUAUAACAACCAAAAUUAAUCGGGAGCAUCCAGACAUGAAAAACUAUGCUAAGCAGAAAAGCUGGUGGGAUGGUAAGAAGGAGUUUGAUUUUGCUGCAGUGUACUCUUACCUUGACACAGCCAAGAUGAUGACUUCAUCAAACAGAUACUGUGAAGGCUACAAGCUGCUGAAUAAACACAAAGAGCUGGUGUUCUGGUGUAGUGGGUUAAGCCACCAUCUGCAUUGCUGGCAUCCCAUAUGGGUGCCGGUUCAAGUCCUGGCUGUUCCACUUCUGAUCCAGCUCCCUGAUCAUGUGCCCAGAGAAAGCAGUGGAGAAUGGCCUAAGUGCUUGCUUGGCCCCUGUACCCAUGUGGGAGACCUGGAAGAAGCUCGUGGCUCCUGGCUUCUGAUUGGCACAGCUCUGGCUGUUGAGGCUAUCUGGCAAGUGAACCAGCAGAUAGAAGACCUCUUUCUCUCUGCCUCUUCCUCUCUAUGACUCUACCUUUCAAAAUAAAUAAAUAAUUUUUUUUAAAAAAGAUGUCAUUGAUAAAUCAUCCCUUUAAAAAAUACUCUGUGACAUUACUUAACUUAUAAAAGCAAAUAUAUUCACAUGAUUCAAAAUUCAACAGUUGUGAUGGGCGAAUGGCACUUUGGGACACCACUUGGGAUGUCUACACUUGAGAGGCAGCAGGUGAUGGCUCAAGUCCUCAAUUCCCUGCCAUCCAUGUAAAAGACUCAGAUUGAGUUCAUGACUCCUGGCUUUGACCUGACCCAAUCCUGGCUGUUGCAGGCAUUUGAGAAGUAAACUAGUAGAUGUAAACUAGAGCACUCUGUCUCUGUCCAUUAGCCUCUCAAAUAAAAGAAAAGUUAAAGGUACACAAGAGUAUACAGAGAAAUCUCUGUUUCAUACUCUGACCCUAGAUACUCAGUUCUUUUUCCCAUGGGAUGGACCUAACAGAUAUCUACAGAACUUUUCAUCCUACAGUUGCAGAAUACACAUUCUUCUCAGCAGUGCAUGAAAAUUUCUCUAGGACUGACCACAUACUAGCCCAUAAAGCAAGACUCAGCAAACUUAAAAAAAAUCGAAAUCAUACCAUGCAUCUUCUUGGACCACAAUGAGUGAAGCUGGAAACCAGCAACUCAGGAAUCUCUAGAGCAUAUGCAAACACAUGGAAACUGAACAACAUGCUCCUGAAUGAACAGUGAGUCAUAAAAGAAAUCAAAAGAGAAAUCAGAAACUUUCUGGAAGCAAAGGAAGGUAACAACACAACAUAUCAAACUUAUGGGAUACAGCAAAAGCAGUACUAAGAGGAAAGUUAUAGCAAUAGGCAUCUACAUCAAGAAAUUGGAAAGGUACCAAAUAAAUGAGCCAUCAAUGCAUCUAAAGGAUCUAGAAAACUACAGUAAACUAAACCCAAAACUAGUAGGAGAAGAGAAACAAUUAAAAUUAGAGAAGAAAUCAACAAAAUUGAAUCCUAUAAAACAUUACAAAAGAUCAGCAAAACAAAGAGCUGGUUUUUUGAAAAAAUAAACAAAACUGAUACACAUUGGCCCAACUAACCCCUGGGAAAUCCUGUAUUCUACCAGAGAUGAUAUAUGCCAAAUGAAAUAUAUAUGUAUAUGUUUCUUUUUUUCUUAUAAAAGUAAGAGCAUACCAUUCAUAACUUUCUGCAUAUCACUUUUCUCAGCAAUAUAAUAUAGAUCAUUCUGUCUUCAUCACAUACAGGUCUUUCUGACUUUUUAACAGGUACUCUGUUAUUUUGAUAUCCCCUUUAUCUCUUUGUGGUAGUAUUUUAAUCACUGUAUACUGAAGAUUAUGUGAAUCAAAUUAUAGUAAACCCCUAUCAUUUAGGUUGUUUUCAUUCUUUAAUUAUUGAAAAUUAUACAACACGUUCAUAGUUUAUUUAUCUUCAUAUCCAUGAUUAUUUUCCUAGGAUGAGUUUCUGUAAGAAGAAUAUAGGGUCAAAGUAGGGGUAUUUUUUU
Oryctolagus cuniculus (rabbit) is the source of this 2668-nucleotide messenger RNA. NCBI's taxonomy places the organism in Eukaryota, Metazoa, Chordata, Mammalia, Lagomorpha, Leporidae. The record is from RefSeq and is a predicted model, not a curated record.